UUAGUGACAAAAAUGGCAAUUGCUUCUUACAUUCUCUCAUUUCUCAUCUGUCUCACUUUCUCCAGCAUUGUCCUUUCAGACUAUUGUACAUAUACAAUAUCAGUAAAAACCGGAACGGAGAGUCAUGCCGGAACAGACGCCGUCGUAAGCCUUAAAUUCUCCGAUCUAAUGGAGACCCCUAUUGACAUUCCUGUCCUCGAAAACUAUGGUGUUAUGGAGAAGGGCCAUGACUAUUUUGAGAAUGGCAAUUUGGACAUUUUCAAAUAUACCGGCAGCUGCUUUUCUACAUAUCCAAUCUGUUUUAUGAAAUUGUCCCAUAAUAAUGGCGGUGAACAUUCCGGCUGGUAUGUUGAUUACGUUGAAAUAGAAACUCAUGGAGGUCAAACAAAGUAUCCAAAACAACAUUUCCUCGUCGGACAGUGGCUUGCCUAUGAUGAGCAACCGUAUAAGAUAACUACGUGCCGGGAGAGAUGUGCUCUGUAUCCAUGGGCGGAACCAGAGGAGGGUCAGGAGGGUCGGCCAACUUUCCUCGCCAGAAAAAAUUAAAAAAAAGAAAUAUAGAUAUCAAAGAUAUUUUUCUUGUAGGAGCGGUUAUAACCGCCCUUACAAGUAAAAAUUACGAUUGUUAGACUGUGUUUAUUGCUGUUUAUUUUUCUAAAUAGUCGAAAGCGAAAAUUUCGACCCUUUUAAAUUUGAGUUCGCGUUCCACCACUGUCUGUAUCCCGUACCAGUUGUUAAUGCUGCCGUUUGAUCGUCUGCAUGGUUGUUUUAAUAUGUUUGAUUGGUGUGUUUAAUUGUAAAACAAAUAACUAUUAUUUACAUCUUUUUUUGUUGGAGAUGUUGAUAUUUGUAUUUGCUUUACUUUGUUCGAAAUUAUAUGUAAGAAAUAUUAAGGUUUUUUUUUUUGUGAGGUUUGUUAA
Messenger RNA from Mercurialis annua (annual mercury), 920 nucleotides. Its product is annotated as PLAT domain-containing protein 2-like. The record is from RefSeq and is a predicted model, not a curated record. NCBI's taxonomy places the organism in Eukaryota, Viridiplantae, Streptophyta, Magnoliopsida, Malpighiales, Euphorbiaceae. The transcript has 2 exons. Bases 13 to 546 code for a protein of 177 amino acids. Gene Ontology annotation, molecular function: protein binding.